Ahaetulla prasina is the source of this 1646-nucleotide messenger RNA. Its product is annotated as carboxymethylenebutenolidase homolog. Bases 158 to 961 code for a protein of 267 amino acids. The record is from RefSeq and is a predicted model, not a curated record. Gene Ontology annotation, molecular function: hydrolase activity. NCBI's taxonomy places the organism in Eukaryota, Metazoa, Chordata, Lepidosauria, Squamata, Colubridae. The transcript is spliced from 6 exons.
UCUUUUGUAAGAAGCAAAUCUGUUUGCUGCCUUUUCAGUGAAGCUGUGCCAAGCAAGGUGAAAGAAGCUGCAGCAUUCCCCAGCAGCAAGCAGACUGCCUUAAAGAAACAGUUUCCAGCCCUCUGAAAUUGGCUUCAACAUUCCAGUUACAGAGUGUAUGCAUGCACCCCGUCAACUACAAACUAAAGAAUUGUCUCCCAGAUGUGUUCCACUACAUUUACAGAUGGCAGAGAAGCCUAAAUUUUGUCCAUGUGACCUUGGAGAUGUGUUUGAUUAUCAACCUCUUGGAUGUGAAGUGACAAUUGAGCAUAUUAAAGCCUAUGUGAAGAAGCCCUCUUUUCAGACUGAUGCAGCUGUACUUGUGAUUCAUGACAUAUUUGGAUGGCAACUCCCAAAUACUAGAUACAUUGCUGAUUUGGUUUCUUCCAAUGGAUACAUUACAAUUUGUCCAGACUUUUUUAAGGGAGAAGAACCUUGGAAGCCAUCUGAUGAUAUAUCUAAAUUAAAUGAAUGGCUAAAAACACGAGAUCCCAAAAAUAUAGAUAGGGAAAUUGGUGCGGUCUUGAAAUAUUUGAAGGAAGAAUGUAAUGUGACAAGGAUAGGCGCCAUUGGCUUCUGUUGGGGUGGAUCUGCCGUACAUCAUUUGAUGUUGAACUAUUUUAUAUUUUCUGUAGGCGUGUCCAUCUAUGGACCUGUCAGUUUAAUGGAGGACAAUUUUAAUCUGAAAAAUCCCACAUUUUUCAUUGUUGCAGAGAAGGAUGAGUACAUUCCUGUUGACCAGUAUACUCAGGUAACAAAGAAGUUGGAACAGCAAUGCAAAGUUGAUUUUGAAGUGAAAAUAUAUCCUGGGCAGACACAUGGCUUUGUACAUCGCAAGAGAGAAGAAAUUAAUCCUCAAGAUAAACCUUACAUCGAGGAAGCAAGGAGGGAUAUGUUGGCCUGGCUGUGUAAAUAUAUUUAGUAAUUGGUGUACUCAAUCAAAAUAUGAAAUAGAGUUUUCAUUAUUGGAAAAAAGGAAUGCUAAAUGUAUCUUUAACACCAAGAUGUAAGCUCUGUGUACUUAAAUGCAUACUUUGCUAUAAGCAAAUGUCUACAGCAAUAAUGUCUCAGCUGCUGCUUGGAACAAUCUCCUCCCCUUGAUUGCAUACCUACCAGAAUCAGGUUUAAGAAUGGAAAUAUGGUUCUUUGUUCUUAUAUGCAAACUCAUUUUAUACUUUUCUCUCCAAUGUCAUGCUGUCAAAUCAGCAAACAAACCAAAUAUGAUAUGGCAACUUUGGUCAUGGACUAUCACCUGAAUUAAAGGGGCCAAUCAAUAUACUAAGGUCUCCCCAUCUCAUAAGAACUGUGCUAGAAGGACACAAGUUUAAGAAUUAUUAUGGCUUGAGAAAAUGGAUCUUGGGACUCUAUUGCAAGGCAAUGGCUUUAACGUUUUUCAAAAAAUUAUUAAGAGUAAGAAUUGCUCAUAAAAAAACAAGAGAGCUCUUUGGGUUAUCUAUGAUAUACAUGUUUACAUUUUUCAUAGAGCUCUUAGAUGGAAACUAUGAUACUGUUUUUUAAAUGUUCCUAACAGUUAAAAUAUGGAGAUAUUUUAAAUCUGUUUUCCAUGCUGAUUCCUUCAUUCAAUAAAAUUUUAAAUUUUGAUAUCA